Spodoptera exigua (beet armyworm) is the source of this 2849-nucleotide messenger RNA. Lineage: Eukaryota; Metazoa; Arthropoda; Insecta; Lepidoptera; Noctuidae. The record is from the annotation of a GenBank genome assembly.
UUUUGUCAGUUUAUUGCAAAGAUGGCGGUGGCUCUGUCACCCGAUCAAGAGUUGGCGACUAAGGCGUUUUUGGACGCAUUGAGCGAAUCGGGGGCGGCGUGUGUGUCUCGAGCCACUGCGAUCAAAUUCUUGCUUGCGCGCAAGUUUGAUGUGGCGCGUGCGCACGCUUUGUGGCGACAACACGAAGCCACGCGACGCCGCGAAGGCCUUAACAAAUUCGAGCCAUUUGAAGAUCCACUCAAGUCUGAACUAGAAACAGGGAAAUUUACUAUACUGCCUACGCGAGAUGCGACCGGUGCUGCCAUUGCGGUUUUCACCGCAAACAAACAUUUUCCUACGCAGACAACGCAUCAGAUAACAUUACAGGGUGUGGUGUACCAAUUGGACGUGGCGCUGCAGUCGGUGGAGACGCAGCGAGCCGGCCUCGUCUUCAUAUACGACAUGACUGACUCCAAGUACACCAACUUCGAUUAUGAGCUCUCGCAGAAAAUACUCACCAUGCUCAAGGGAGGUUACCCAGCGAAGCUGAAGAAAGUGCUGAUAGUGACGGCUCCGCUGUGGUUCAAGGCACCAUUUCGGAUCCUGCGGCUGUUUGUCAGAGAAAAGCUACGUGAGCGCGUGCACACUGUGAACGCGCCUCAGCUUGGCCUGCACGUGCCGCGCUCCAGCCUGCCCAAGCAACUCGGUGGCCUGCACGAACCAGACCACGCUGCCUGGUUGGAGCACUGCAAGAAUUGUUACACGAACAAUUUGCAGAACGCUAAACUAGACGGCGUCAUCGAUGAAUAUGUAAUCAGUAAUCACAUACCUCCUAUCAACGCGCAAAAUGGUAUAAUAGAGCACGAGGGUGACAUGACCAGCGACCGCGCGACGCGACUGGGUGACAGCAACACAGACAUGCACAUCAGCGGCGACCCCCCCUACACCUGCGACCCCAGCCCGCUCAGGCACACCCAUGGGUAUAAUGGUGAUAUGAAGAGCAGACACAUAAACUCAGGAGAUGAAGAUGAUAUGGACAUAAGCACGCGCGGCACGUGGUCGUCGGGCGAGGUGUCCCCCGGGCUGUCGGACGAGGAGGGCGGCGGCGGCGGCGCGGGCGAGACGCCGCAGGCGCUGCUGCAGCGCGUCCGCGCGCUGGGCCGCCGCGGGCUCGCCGCCGAGUACGACGAAAUCCGCUCGCGCCCGCCGGUCGGCACCUUCCACCAUGCCAAAUUGCCGAGUAAUCUAGCCAAAAAUCGUUACACGGACGUGCUGUGCUACGACCACUCGCGCGUUAUUCUAUCGCAGACUGACCCAGACGAUCCCACCACAGACUACAUCAACGCCAACUACGUCGACGGGUACAAACAGAAGAAUGCUUAUAUCUGUACGCAAGGGCCCUUGCCGAAGACGUUUAGUGACUUCUGGCGCAUGGUAUGGGAGCAGGGCACGCUGGUGAUAGUGAUGACGACGCGCGCCGUGGAGCGCGGCCGGGUCAAGUGCGGCCAGUACUGGCCUCUCGCCGACGGCCAGCACGUCGUCUACGGGGACUUCGCCGUCACUACGCAGGCCGUCGAGCACGACGAGGACUACACCGUCACACAUCUACUGCUCAGCGACCUCAAGCGCGGCGGGUCGCGCCGCAUCUGGCACGGUCAGUACACGCGAUGGCCGGACUACGGCGUGCCGGGCGGCGGCAGCGCGCAGCCCGUGCUGCGGUUCCUGGCGCGCUGCCGCCGCGCGCAGGCGCUCGCGCUGCACGACCUCGACCUCGCCUGGGCCGGACACAAGCAGGGCCCGCCCAUCGUCGUGCACUGCUCCGCCGGCAUCGGACGGACCGGCACAUUCCUGACGCUGGACAUCUGCGCGCAGCGAGUGAGCGCGGAAGGCACGCUGGACGUGCGCGGCACCGUGGAGCGCAUCCGGGCACAGCGCGCGCACUCCAUACAGAUGCCCGACCAGUACGUCUUCUGCCAUCUCGCGCUGCUCGAGUACGCGGUGAUGCAGGGCUACCUAGACUCUGCCGACCUGACGGGCUUCGACGAAGACAACGAGGAGGAGUCGGAAUGAAGACUGUCUCGUCCGUCCUGCGCCGUACUGUAGCGGCGCGCCCAGCGCACAGACUGUGACUGUACCGAGUGCCCAGAGUGCCGAGAGUGCCGAGAGUGCCGAGUGUCUAGUGUACGGGAGUGUACAGUGAGUGCAGUGUACAGAGUGACGUCACUCCGCCAGUGAUACGACUGCCGCGCUAUCCGCACAUAGCUUAAGAAAUAUAAACAUUGAAAUGAAAACGUUCCUCUAGCAAGAAUAAGAACUGAAAUAAACCUGGUAAUGGGAAGGAAGCCUACACAAGUAUUUAUUUGCAUAUUAUAAAUCUUUGUAACCAAAAAUAUUUCCACGAUUAUUUAGAUAUUUAAUAUUUAUUUAUAUGAUGUAAGGAGUUAUGGCUGUGUGAAGUUUUGUCUGUAACUUAUGUAGUUAUGUUUAUUUUAUUGCAAUAAAUUAUUUUGAUGUAAUUGCCAUACAAACACUGUAUCUGAUGUGACCGUUGAAUUCGCAGUUUCGCACGUUUUGAUAUACGUUGAGGUGCUGGUAGGCUUAAAACGUUGAUUCAUGUUAAUCAUUUACAUAUUUCAUUCGCGAGUUGUCGCAUAGUGACGUGUAUUAUACAUUUUUAUAAUCGUCAACGCUCUCCUCGAGCCAUCGUAUGAAUUUAUGAUAAUGCACUGAAGCAUCUAGACGUCGUUACGAAUUAUUAUAAAUUAUUAUAUAAUAAAGAAGUUUAGUCGCACAGUGUCCACUUUGCUUAUUUUGUCAACUAAGGAAAGGAUUUUUAUAAAAUGAAUGGUUACAUAGUAUAAAUAUUAUAC